CUCCCCGGCGCCUCCGCCGUAGCCUCCUGCACGCUGUCCGCCGGCUGCCACUGCGGCAGCUCUCCGGUCGCCUUCCUCGCGUCGGCGUCCGCGCGCAGUUCUAGGCGCCUUGGACACACAUCGUCAUUCCGUGCUCUCUCAACCGCAGCUGGGCGAAGAGAUGUUCAGUGUCCUGACUCGCCAGCCUUGUGAGCAAGCAGGCCUCAAGGCUCUCUCCCGAACUCCGGUCAUCGUCGCCUUGGUGGUCUUGCUUUUGAGCGUCGUGGUCCUGGUGACCGUCACACUCAUCCAGACUCACCACAAAGAGGUCCUUCUUCCAGGGCUGAAGUAUGGAAUCGUGCUCGACGCCGGGUCCUCCAGAACCACCGUCUACGUGUACCAGUGGCCCGCGGAGAAGGAGAACAAUACCGGAGUGGUCACCCAGACCUACAAAUGCAGUGUGAAAGGCUCCGGGAUCUCCAGCUACGGGAGUAACCCCCAAGAGGUCCCCAAAGCCUUCGAGGACUGCAUGCAGAAAGUGAAGGAGCAGAUUCCAGCCCACCUGCAUAGAUCCACGUGCGUUUACUUGGGGGCCACGGCCGGCAUGCGCUUGCUGAGGUUGCAAAACGAAACGGCAGCUAACGAAGUCCUUGCGAGCAUCCGAAACUACUUCCAGUCCCAGCCCUUUGAUUUUAGGGGUGCUCAAAUCAUUUCUGGGCAAGAGGAAGGGAUAUAUGGAUGGAUUACAGCCAACUAUUUAAUGGGAAAUUUCCUGGAGAAGGACCUGUGGCAUAUGUGGGUGCGUCCCAACGGAGUGGAGACCACGGGCGCCCUGGAUCUAGGCGGCGCCUCCACCCAGAUAUCCUUCGCCGUGGGAGAGGCGGUGGAGCGGAACACCAGUGACAUUGUGCGCGUGUCCCUGUACGGCUACGUGUACGCACUCUACACGCGCAGCUUCCAGUGCUAUGGCCGCAACGAGGCUGAGAAGAGGUUUCUGGCAAUGCUCCUUCAGAAUUCUACCACCAAAACCAACGUCAUCAACCCCUGCUACCCUCGGGAUUAUUCCACCUCCCUCUCGGGGGGCCGCAUAUUUGACAGCCCGUGCACAGAGGAUCUGAAGCCCGGAAGUUAUGACCCCAACGACACCAUCGCUUUCGAAGGAACCGGGGACCCGUUGCUGUGUAGGGUGAAGGUGGCUUCCCUGUUUGCCUUCAAAGCUUGCCAUGGGCGAGAAGUCAGCUGCUUUGAUGGUAUUCAGCCGGGAGUUAAAGGAUCUUUCGUGGCCUUUGCCGGCUUCUUCUACACAGCCAGCGCUCUGAACCUCACGGGCAGCUUUUCCCUGAACACCUUCAACUCCAGCACCUGGGAUUUCUGCUCGCAGAGUUGGGGUCAGCUCCCGCAGCUGCUGCCCCGGUUCGACGAAGUGUACGCCCGCUCCUACUGCUUCUCCGCCCACUACAUCUACCACUUGCUCGUGAGCGGGUACCAAUUCACCGAGGACACCUGGCCGCAGAUACAUUUUAAAAAAGAAGUGGAAAACAGCAGCAUAGCCUGGUCUCUGGGCUACAUGCUCAGCCUGACCAACCAGAUCCCGGCUGAAAUGCCCCUGGUCCGCCUGCCCCUGAAGCCACCAACCUUCAUGAGCACCAUGGCCUUCUUCACGGGGGUGGCCUUGCUGAGCCUGACCUUCCUGGUGGUGUACCUGUACAUGUCGUCCAGGAAACAGCGGCGCUCCCAGCAUGUCUUGGACCACACGGUGGAUUCCGAGUGAGCCUCGAGAAGCAGCUUCCGGAACCGGAGGGCCACCCAGACCCAGCCUGGGCGGCACCAGAUAGUGCAAGUGAAAUGCCUGUCUGCGGGGAACACAGCCGAAGUCAAGUACUUAGGUCGUGUGCCCCCUCAGAUACCGAUUGAUGCCAAAGCACCUCCUGGGGAGUCCCUCAACUGCUCUGUGCACCUUGCUCCUCCAGGGACGCCGCCCUCCGCUCGCUGGCCGCCUGGGAACAGAGAAGACAGGCCAUCACGGUCAGGCUCUUCUUUCCAGUGCCCAAGAGGGAAAGUAAGCCGAGCCUAAGACAGUUGGAUGCUGAAGAGCUGACCUCAGGGCUCCUUCUGCACUCUGUUCGUCCUCGGACGCGCUGUAUUCCUCCCGGCGAGUCUGGGAGCUGCCAGACACCCACGCAGCAUUGGACCCAACCCUGUAUCUCGUGUUGUGGCUUUCUCCCGUCUGUCCUUAACCGAGACUUUCCUCCAGCAAUCCCAUCCACCUGGCGCUCCCUCAGAUCGUAGGACACAGUCUUCGGGAGAGAGGACGCCUCUACGCCAAAGGACGGUGGCCACGGCCAGCUUCUGUCACGCAGGCAGAACCUGAAGGACAGACGCACAGCAGGUCUCCCAGAAAACUCCUGGCCAUUUUCAAAGUGGGGUUCCCACUCACGCCGCUGGUCAUUUGAUCGCAGCUGAAGUGUGUAGCACUUUCUUCACCUCCCUUUCACAUUGCUUCUGUUGUCCCAGGAAACGUUUACUCCUGGCGAGGGCGUGGCACCCCAGCCAUCCUUGGCUGGGCUUUUGUCCCCAGCCAUCCUUCCGUUGUUAGCAUGGGUAUGCAUUUUGUCCACCGUCCCCACAGGUAUACUUGAUGCUGUCACAACACCUCCUGCUCCAGGGUCUGCCUACCAGUUACUCACCUGCGUGGGGUAGACCGUGCUGCGUCAUAACCAUAGUUCUUGACUUUGGGGAAAGGAAAGGAAGCUGCAGGGACGUUUAACGCUGAAGUGGGGUGAGAAAGAACUCCAGCAUGUCCAAUGGCUACCAAGUAAAAAUCAACAUGCUUUCAGAUUGUUGUUUGGGAGCUUGAUGUGGAAUAAAGGACUUGUUUUAUUUUGA
Messenger RNA from Phyllostomus hastatus (greater spear-nosed bat), 2865 nucleotides. It is a transcript of the gene ENTPD3, whose product is annotated as ectonucleoside triphosphate diphosphohydrolase 3. NCBI's taxonomy places the organism in Eukaryota, Metazoa, Chordata, Mammalia, Chiroptera, Phyllostomidae. Gene Ontology annotation, biological process: nucleoside diphosphate catabolic process. The record is from RefSeq and is a predicted model, not a curated record. Gene Ontology annotation, molecular function: UDP phosphatase activity; GDP phosphatase activity. The coding region runs from base 161 to 1750 and encodes 529 amino acids. Gene Ontology annotation, cellular component: plasma membrane. The transcript is spliced from 11 exons.